UAUGUAGUACUGAAAGAAUCCAUAUUGGUCCGCUUCUCUUCAUGGUUCUCUAGUCUUUUUGGUUAGAUUCUUUUUUGAUUUGGCUUUCAACAUGGCUGAGGUAGACGAAACUCUCAAGAAAAAGAGGACUUUCAGGAAGUUCACCUACAGAGGUGUCGACUUGGAUCAACUUCUUGAUAUGCCUAAUGAGCAACUUAUGGAGUUAAUGCAUGCCAGAGCUAGGAGGCGUUUCUCUCAUGGUCUAAAGCGCAAGCCAAUGGCUCUUGUCAAGAAGCUACGCAAAGCCAAGAAAGAAGCUCCACCAAAUGAGAAGCCUGAAAUUGUCAAGACCCACUUAAGAAACAUGAUCAUUGUUCCAGAAAUGGUUGGAUCCAUUGUAGGAGUAUACAAUGGAAAGACUUUUAAUCAGGUUGAAAUCAAGCCAGAAAUGAUUGGUCAUUACUUAGGAGAAUUCUCUGUCACAUACAAACCUGUGAAACACGGUAGACCAGGUAUUGGUGCUACCCACUCUUCUCGUUUUAUACCACUCAAGUAAAUUGUUAUAAUAAACUUAAUAUAAAACACAAAUAUGGACUUGUUUUAAUUAUCUGAAUAGAUUU
Molecule: messenger RNA, 599 nt
Organism: Phymastichus coffea
Lineage: Eukaryota; Metazoa; Arthropoda; Insecta; Hymenoptera; Eulophidae
Gene: RpS15
Product: small ribosomal subunit protein uS19
Exons: 3
Coding region: 92-535 (147 amino acids)
Biological process (GO): translation; ribosomal small subunit assembly
Cellular component (GO): cytosolic small ribosomal subunit; ribosome
Molecular function (GO): structural constituent of ribosome; RNA binding
Source: RefSeq, a predicted model, not a curated record